AUGGCGGAUGAUUUAUCUCAGGUUUCAUCACCCGAAUCUGGAGAGGCUGUACCUACUCGUAGACGCAUUAUCCAGCUCAAGUCGUCAUCGUCGUCCAAUGCUAGUCGCAACUCCAUGGACCACCAAUCGCUCAAGACUGCACGUCCUUCGGUCUACUGCAAUCAGAAUCAACAAUGGCAUGCUCAAUCUUCAUCUCACAGUCGUUUUUCUCGGUCUUGUACUAAUAACAGUGGAGGAGGACGUGGUAGCUACCUUAAACGUCAACAGAUGAGCUACGAAGGAGCAGAAUCUGAAGCUUCUAAUCAAAGAGGUCGAGAACUGACGCGAUCUAGAGGACGCUCAGUUUCUCGCUUGCCCUCUCCACGUUCGCCUAGGUCCCCGCCACGCUCUCGCUCACGGUCUCGCUCCAGGUCUUUUUCACCUCGAGGUCACCGCACUUUUAUCAAAUGGGAACAAGAUAGACGCGGUGCAGGUAGUAGAAAUUACGUGUUUGGACAAGAAGGACGUGGGAAUAGCUUUGACAGUCGACAGCGUGGACGCGAGCGAGACACUUGGCCGAGAGGACGAGGUGGAAGAGGUGGACGCUACACUAAUUAUCAACGAGGCAACCGAUUUUACCCAAAGGAAGUGCGGUACAAAGCAGCGGAAAUGACUCCACAUUACAGGUCAAUGAGUCGGGACAGGGAGAGUGAUGACGGUAGUGCAUCAGCAGCACGCAGUUUCCGCGAUCGACAGAUGCAAGACCGAGGCCACGACCCAUGGGAUUAUAGUAAGCCAGGAUAUCGCGGACGGAUAAGAGAGCGCGAACUAAGUAGCAGAUCUUUGUCACUUGUACGUACGUCGAGCUUUGCGUCCGACAAUUACAGAGAAAGUGGAUCGUGCGCGAGUGCAGAGGAAGGCGAAGAAAAGCCGGACGAAAACCACGUUGCUAUUAGCGAGAGGUCUUUGGAAUCACAGACGCCAAGUGAAUCGGGCAGUAUAUCUUGGGAUAUCGCGAACGCUAUGGAGAGUAGCACAAAGCGAGUGCCUGUUUUGAGUAAGCCUGCGCUGCCACCUCGUCCUCUGGUUGACAGUUAUCGGCACUCACGAAUGGUUGAGGAGAGUGACGGAUACCGGUCUCCGAUCAACAAAAAGGAGAUUGCAAACAAAAACAUGUUGAAUAGUCCGGAAGUUAAAAAGCCUGAUGCCGACCAGGUUAAAAUUUCAGCUUCAUGUGCAGGAUCAGUGGAGACGGAUAAAAGAAGGAAGGAGAUGGAUCUUGAAGCGUUUCAUACCGCAUGUUGUGCGAAUGCAAUUGACAUUGAGAACGAUGAUCAAAGACGUUUGAAAGCACUGGGUGACGGGGUUGCAUUUGCCGCUCAAGCUACCCACAUCGCCAGCUCAAGUGAAGCUAAAGAAAUUGUUACAGCAGGAGACAGAGUUUUGCUUGAAAAGACGAUGAAUAUGCCAGAAACAGAUAAUGAUGGCAUCUGCAUUGCGACCAAAACAUUCUGCGAAGUCCACGAUGGAACCGAUUUAAUUUCAAGAACUGAGAUGGAGAUCAUUUCUACUCUAGGUUCAUCUAACGCUGUAAACGUGCCGAACGAUGUAAAGUUAUUACAAAAAGCUUGCGUGAAGUCUCCAGAAAAGCACGUUUUGAUGAAAGAGAAUACGGAAAAUGUGUCUUCUGUUCAUCAAGAAUUGUCUACUUUUUCUGGUCUUAAGCGUGGUAUCGACAGUGAGAUGAAUGAUUCGACUACAGGAGAUCCCACUACAUGUCAUAAUGAAAACUGGAAUCUGGAGAUCAAAGAGCAUUAUGAAGACGAGCUACAUAAAGCCAAAUGUGCGAAUGAUCAAUUUUCUAGAGCCACAAAAGAGGAUAUGGCUGACAUGGGCGCUGUAGUCGAUAGCUCAAGCAAUAUGGAAGAUGUGGAUCAGCCGCGUUUACGCAAACAGGUAGUUUCGCCAGCAGACAUUGAGAUGGAAAGCGUGGAUGCUGACGGUAAGAUGGGUACUGGUUUCAAUGGAGUUUCCGUUGUGAUUGAUAAACAACAGGUGCUGGAUCCAACCAAAUCAUCCAUCAUGUCAACUACGAAGCUUAAGGAAGUUAGAAUUUCUGAAAAUAGGGAGACUGAGAGGAGUAGGACAAUGGCACCGGCGGCUGGUUAUGACUCUGCAAAGAUUAGCACCACAAUUGCUCGUGGCAGCCUUUCCGACAUUAGUGACGUCUCGACAGUUGUCUCGCUUAGCAGUUUGAUGGAAAGAUGUCAGGGAGGGAAAGGUGCUGAAAAUGCCGUAAAAAUGAUUGCGUUGACCGAUACUGAACGUGGACGAGAAAAGCGUGCAAAAAUGGAACACAGCAUAACUGAGAUAUCUUUGGCAGUUUUAAAUGACCACAGUAAGCCUGGAUCUACUUCGUUUUCGUUGUUUGGCUUGCCAAAUAGUAGUCAGCGCGAAGAAAGUGCUCAUGAAGACGGCAAUGGUCUUAAUUGCGACGAUUCAGCGUCUUUCUUGACGCCGGUCCAUGCAGGAAUAGAAGAAACGAAUUUUAAACAGAGUGAUGUUCCGUCACUUUUGACCCGCAAACAUUCGCCGCAGCCUAGUGGAGGCCCUGCACUUGAUCGUACUUCAUCUUACGUGACGCUCCCGGAACAUUACUACCAUCCGUCGCUGAAGACUGGAAAGGAUUCUGAAAACGCCAGCGGUUGUACGACUUCUCGGCCAACGUCGUUGACCCUCAACUCCAAGCCAUCUUUAAAGCAGUACGUCUCUUCAAAUAGCACUGUAGAAGGCCGAAGAGAAGGUUUUUGUGAUGAUACUACGAAAGAAGAAGCGGUGAAAAGAGAAGUGCUUCUGACGGGGUUAGCAAACAGCAUAGGUGACCGACAAUCAUUAUCGAUAGGUGACCGACAAUCAUUAUCGAUAGGUGACCAAAUACAGGGCUUGAAACAGUUGCCUGCAGAAAACAAAUUGGGCGUAAAAGCGAGGGAGGAGUUGCCAUCUCUACCAAACAUCCCUCUUCCACGUGGUGGAGCUCGGGCGAUUUCUUCGCCUAUGGAUUUGGGAGAAGGAACGCCGACGAAGCGGCACCGUCCACGGUUAGGUUGGGGGCAAGGUCUUGUUGCACCUUCACCACCAGAGCCUGCAAAGCGGCCACGUAUUGGAUGGGGCCAGGGCUUAGUGCAGCAAAAGGGUGACAAGUCCAAGAACGCUGCAAGUGCAGUUUUGGACGAAGAUGAUACAUCUGUUCGCGACGAUAAUGCGAAGGUUGGGCAAACGAAUGCUACAUUCCAAGAUGAUGAAUACUCAUCAAUAAAAGCUGAAGCAGUAGAGACUGAUCCCGCCAUCAAUGGUGAUUCUUAUCAGGAGGCGGGUGUUGUCGAUGAGCUAAAUCAAGAAAGUUCAACACCUAAAAACGUGAAGCCAGUUACGGCCGAUGAGUCUGCUGUGACAGUAGUAAAUGAAGCAGGAAGUAUUGACCAUGCAAAGUCGGUGAAGGGUAGCGUUACCGGGAACGAUAAUGUUGCUUCUGCAAAGCCUUCAAAAGAAAAAGUUCUUUCUACUAUCGACAUUUUGGACUCGGACAUUGCAGGUGUGAAGAAACAGAUCGAGGCGCUGCAGAAAACGAUUGCUAAUGCAGAGGGAAAGCAGAAGUCAACUGGCGUGUCAGCCAAUACUGAGGUUGUGGUGGCGGGUAAACCUGCUGAUACGGUUGCCUCGCCAAAACUGGAUGGCACAACACCUGGGGUAACGAAGAAAGAUUCAGUCUUGCCUACAGAUGUUUUGUCUGCUUUACGCUUCUCCAUGUCUCCCGUGAAAGUAGCGGUGGAUUCGAAAUUUGUAGAGCUGCUGGCAGGCGUGUUCUCGGAAAAUUUACGCAAAAGAACCGCUGCAAACGAACAGCUUCCGUCGCGAACCGAGAAAGGUCGCAUAGCGACAAAAAUAUAUCAUCAGCCUAGUGACUACCCGUUUUACCAGGAGAAUAUUGAUCGUGGAUCAGCGCUUUCUAAUCAAGUGCGCUUGAGAGUGCGAAUGCGAAAUCGUGCUCGGCAUAAAUACUUGAAGAAACUGGCACGGGAAUACAUAGAUCUGAAGAAGUCUUGGAAGGUGGGAAUAAAGAAAAUUGAGAAGGAUCGAAAACGCCACGGGAAACUGCGCCUGAAGCAGUUGCAUAAAGAAAAGUUGGAACAUAUGGAAGAAAGUGGACCUAUCCGGACAACAAAUACAAUUCAUCAAAGCCCUCACGUCCAACAACUGGUCGCAGCUGAGAAGGCAGCUGAAGCUGCUGGCGAAAGCACAACUGUGCGAACUUCGUCUCGGUUAACGAACAAUUCUUGUGCUGACUUGGAAAACAACGACUUAGAGACGAUCGAGCACGCUAUGGCACAGGCUCUCAUUGACCAGGAUAUUCGGAAGAAACGAUUGAAAAACGCGUUAUCAACUCUAAUUCCAGACAUGUUGAUGACAAGCGAAGAUCGACAAGAGCGUUGCUUCACAAGACUUGUUAAUUGUCAAAGCAGUAUGGCCGAUGGGAUAGUGACGGACUGGAAACUGAAGGAAAAAGCAGAGAUGAAAGUGAACCCAUGGAACGACUUGGAGAAGUGCAUAUACAUGGACAAGUUUCUGCAAUACCCGAAAAACUUUCCGCAAAUAUCAUCGUUCUUGAGCAACAAGUCUACCGGAGAUGUAGUCGCAUUCUAUUAUCGAACUAAAAAGGUGGCCGAUUAUAAAGCGCUGCUCCGAGAGCAGCAAUUAAGGCGCCGUGGAGCAGGAUCGAAGAAUACGUGGAGUUGCUGGAACCUUUCUGCGUGCGCAGCAAUUUGUCUUGGUGUUCAGUUCCCAGAGCACGUUGCAAAGCUGUUAUUGCAUUCCUCAAAUUUCCGCUCUCACCAAGCCUCUGAUAAUAUUCUUAAUUCAGCGGGUGCUCGGCGUCUUUUGCGCGAUUCUGCAGCAAAGGUAGAGGAGACUCGUACAACAACUAACAGCAACAGCUUAAGAAGCACUAAUGCUUCUGCUGAAGUUUUGUCUGCGUUGGAUUUGGUAUCUGGGACAAACCACACGUCAUCGGCCCGGUUGUUAGUGGAAGAACAGCUGAACGAUAUUGUUUAUUCGGGAAAAUCCGAUACUUCGGACGAAGAGAAAUUUAGCUUGUAUACCCAGCAGCUGGAAAAAUUCAUAGCAGGACAGCAACGGCCAUUCCUAGUAGAUUACACGUCGCUACUUACUGACAACUCGUACAGCACGGGUUACGAAGUCUCAACCCUAUCUGUAGAGGAACGGUUGAAGAAGUAUCCGCACCCGAGCAAGGAGUUAGAGUCUGGUGUAGGUGUGGUGGUGGGAAUUGGCUCUGCUAACACGUACCAAGAAGCUACGAAGGGCAAGCAACAGAGUUUGGCAGCCGGGCCACAAGUGACCCUGAAGAAUGGUGGUACUAAUAUAACGACAAAGGAAUUGAAACAGCAGCGAAAAAUGAAAAAGACGCAGGAGGGAGCUGCUGAGGUGACGACUGGAACAACUGCGCUUUCUUCUUCGCACGCUGUUGGAGGUGCAGGUGGAGAGAAAGCCGGAAGCCACAAGAAGAAAAAUGCUACAAGUAUUUUGUCAGUGCCAAGUUGUUUGACGAACAAUCGUGGCACCCCUCGUAUUACAAUUCCAGGAGAAGAAAAGUUUGGUCAAAGUGGCAAGAAAUCGAGUCGAAGUGGAGGCAGUACUCCAGGUAAACGAAAAAAAGUGUCUGGCGGUAGUACGACGUUUCAUACGAAUGCACAAAUCUCGUCGCCAUCAUCGAAUGCUGCAAAUGGCGGGAAAAACGCCAACACAGCAGCUCCAGCGAAGCGCGUGGUGCAGAAGUGGACUGAAGGAGAAAAGGCAGAUUUUUUGAAAUAUUUUUCGCAAUAUGGGAAAGAUUGGACGACACUUACUGAAAACAUUCCUUCAAAGACCGCCGCUCAGAUCAAAAAUUAUUAUCAAAACUACAAGAAUCGGCUGAAUCUGCAAGAUAUUUUGAAGCGCCGGAUUGAGAACGCGGCUUCCAGUGGAGGCGGAGGUGGUAAAGGUGUAUCACAUGCAGUGUCUACAUCAGCAGCGGCGAGUAACAAUAGUAUUGCAUCACCUCGGUCCGCCGCCGCUGGUUUAAUGAACGGGACGUUGCGACAGAUGGGCCACCCAGCUGAUCUCCCCGGAGCUCUCUCAGUGGGAAUGCCGGGUGGAUCAAUGACAAUGAACGCAAGUGAUGUGAGCAUGUCAUUUCAAGCUGCUUUAAGCGCAGCUCAGCCAGGGAUACACGGCGACCAGUUUGGUAUACAGGGUCAUCAGGACCAACAGCAGCAGUCUCGUGAAAUGAUGAACCCGGCAUCCAACUCGGAGCGUUAUUUGAAGCUGCUGAAUAUGCAACAUCAAUUGCAGAUGAUGCAAUUCCAGCAACAGCAGAAAUCGCAAGGAAUGGUGUCAGAAAGUGGGGGUAUGGAAAGUAACAAUGCAUAUCAUGAAAGUCAAAUGCAAACAGCAAAUGCGCAGCGGCUGUAUCAAUUUUCUCGUCAGCAACAGCAUCAAGUUUCUCCACAGCACUUAUCGAUGCAAGCGCUGCAGCAAUUGGGACUGCAGGCUCACCCGCAAAACCAGGCGCACAGUCGAAUGAUGCAACUUUCGAUGCAACAGCAACAUCAGAUGGGGCAUCAGAAUACUUUGUAUCAGUCCAUAGGACAUUUGCAAGCUCAGCACCCUCAAACGAUAGUUUUAGGAGCGCAAAUGAACAUGUCUCCAACAAGCGCCCAACAGUACGACAGAGUAGUAGAUUACAGCAUAAGUGCAGCGGUGGAUGGAGGUGAAUUGGCAAGGGGUAAUGCUGAGAGCUCGUCGGUCAUGAUAGGACAUCAUGAUGCUGCUCAACGUUCGUUGAUGAAUAUUGCCAUGAUGAAGAAUGUAAUUGGGGGGAAUAGUAGUGCAAUGCUUACAGGUGCUACCUCCAGUAGCCCACGCCAGCCGAUGGUUCAGUCUUGCUCAAUGGCUAUGGAAACAAGCAGACCACAGGAAAUGGAGCCACAACCAUCUGCGUGGCACUCAGCUCUGGCGUCGUCUCCUAGUGCGGAAUUUAAAAGUGAAGACAUCUUGGCCAGCCCUGCUUCAUGUAUACUACAAGACAAUGCACUGAAUGGCGGAGAAGCAUCUGCACCACCAGUACCGAUUCCAGCACAGCCUGUUCGUAGCCGGAUGUCGUUUUCAUCCAUUUUAAACGAGUCUGAGUCGCCGCGGGAUGACGCCACUCCUCGAGGGAACGGGUCCAUGAUGAUUCGACAGCAAGAAUCACCUCGCAUGUCUGUACAACAGCACCGACAACAGCGAGACCAGCAGCAACAACGUGAGCAACAUCAACGACGUCAGCCACCACUUCAUUUGGAUCAUGCACGCACGAUAGCAUCUUCUGCUGACUUAGCUCGAUCUCCAAGUUCUGCUCCAAGUCCGACUGCUCACCUUUUGCCAAGAAGAUCUACCAUAUCAACUGCGCACAAUCGGAUGGGCUUGAUGUCGAGCCUUUUGAAUGUGCCAUCAUCACCUGAGCGCAGGAUGUUAACACCUGGACACCUACAUCAACAGAAAGCACUGCAUCAUCAGACGCAGUCAGCUCACUACUACGAUGCAAGCAGUGCAGAUACUGCAGGGACAGGGUCGCGUGGCGCAAUUGUGUCGAUGGUAAGCGGUUUGCCGGCGUCAUCAACGGUGUCAUCUACGGUAGCACAUACAAAUUCAAGUGAGAAAAUGACUUCGAGGGCAUCAUGUAGGGGGGAUACAUCGUACUCAAAUAACGUAUCGGCCGUGGUACUGUCACGUAGUGGCUCAGCGUCUUCCUCUUCGUCCGUGACUUCAAACGCACCACCCGCCCAACAACAGAUGUGGAACUACGCACCGCAAAUUCGCUUCGAAGAAGCUGAGUUGCUGCGGCGAGCUCAACGCGCGGAGGAAGAGGCUACUCGAGCAGCAGCUGCCGCCGCUGCUGCAGCUCGUGCGCUACAAGAAGCACAGCAAGCACGGCAGCAAGCUUUGGACAUGGCAGCUAGUAUGGCUCGGUACAACAGUGCUAUUCAACAGCAGCAAGCUCAGCCGCAAGCUCAGCAGCAGCAAACCCAACAGCAGCAAACCCAGCAGCAACAAGCGCAACAGCUGCAAGCUCAACAGCAACAAGCUCAACAGCUGCAAGCUCAACAGCAGCAAGCUCAACAGCAGCAAGCUCAACAGCAGCAAGCUCAACAGCAGCAAGCUCAACAGCAGCAAGCUCAACAGCAGCAACAAGCCCAACAACAGCAACAAGCUUACCAGCAGCAGUAUCAGCAACUUCAGCAGCAUCAGCUUCAAGCGCAUCACCACCAGCAAAUACAGCACCAACAUCAGCACCACCAUGAGUACCAGCAGCAGCACCAAGUCCCGCAGCAGCACCAAGUCCAGCAGCUUCACCAGCAGCAACUGCAGCAGCACCAAGCACUCCAUCACCACUUGCAGCUCAUGCAACAGCAGCAGCAACGAUCUGCUGUGCCUCCCAGCGAGCGUAUCCUCCAGCAGCAGUUGCAUCAACAGCAUCAGCAACAGCCUCCUCAACGGGGCCCACAGCCGGAUCGGUGA
Messenger RNA from Peronospora belbahrii, 8592 nucleotides. NCBI's taxonomy places the organism in Eukaryota, Oomycota, Peronosporomycetes, Peronosporales, Peronosporaceae. The record is from the annotation of a GenBank genome assembly.